Messenger RNA from Loxodonta africana (African savanna elephant), 1946 nucleotides. RefSeq names its product CXADR like membrane protein (gene CLMP). The record is from RefSeq and is a predicted model, not a curated record. The transcript is spliced from 7 exons. Gene Ontology annotation, cellular component: cell surface; cytoplasmic microtubule; membrane. Bases 330 to 1430 code for a protein of 366 amino acids. Lineage: Eukaryota; Metazoa; Chordata; Mammalia; Proboscidea; Elephantidae.
UCUUCACUCCUUUUUCUUUCCAAACAGGGAAAAGUGUUCCACGACGCGGGAGCGCCUUUCCGCCUCGCCUUUUCCUCCCUGACCCUGGUCCCUGCUCCCGUCCGGGCGCCGAGCGCGGGAAGCCCCUUGGCGCAGGGGAGCUCCGGGGCCGGGGCGAGGAGCGCGGGGCCUGGGGGUGCGGGGCAGCUCCGCGCCGGCACAUGGCUGCUGCCCCCCGGCGCGCACCCCGAGGCGCCGCGCCCAGCUCGCCGAAGGUUCGUCCGCUGCACCCGGCCGCCCCGGAGCCAGGGAGCGGCUGAGCCGGGAGGUGCCCGCGUCCAGGAAUCGGGAUGACCGUCCUUCUCCUGCUGCUGCUGCUAGUUUCCUGCUAUGUUGGAACCUUGGGAACUCACACUGAGAUCAAGAGAGUGGCAGAGGAAAGGGUCACUUUGCCCUGUCACCAUCAGCUGGGGCUUCCAGAAAAAGACACUCUGGAUAUCGAAUGGCUGCUCACAGAUAAUGAAGGGAACCAAAAAGUGGUGAUCACUUACUCCAGUCGUCAUGUCUACAACAACUUGACGGAAGAACAGAAGGGCCGAGUAGCCUUUGCUUCCAAUUUCCUGGCAGGCGAUGCCUCACUGCAGAUUGAACCUCUGAAGCCCAGUGAUGAGGGCCGGUACACCUGCAAGGUGAAGAAUUCAGGACGCUAUGUGUGGAGCUAUGUCAUCUUAAAAGUCUUAGUGAAACCAUCCAAACCCAAAUGUGAGUUGGAAGGAGAGCUGACGGAGGGAAGCGACCUGACUCUGCAGUGUGAAUCAUCCUCUGGCACAAAGCCCAUUGUGUAUUACUGGCAGCGAAUCCGAGAGAAAGAGGGAGAGGAUGAACACCUGCCUUCCAAAUCCAGGAUUGACUACAGCCACCCUGGCCGCGUCCUGCUGCAGAAUCUCACCAUGUCCUCCUCUGGCCUCUACCAGUGCACAGCAGGCAAUGAAGCUGGGAAGGAAAGCUGUGUGGUGCGAGUGACCGUACAGUAUGUACAAAGCAUCGGCAUGGUUGCAGGAGCAGUGACAGGCAUGGUGGCUGGAGCCCUGCUGAUUUUCCUCUUGGUGUGGCUACUAAUCCGAAGGAAAGACAAAAAGAGAUAUGAGGAGGAAGAGAGACCUAAUGAAAUUCGAGAAGACGCUGAAGCCCCUAAAGCCCGGCUUGUGAAACCUAGCUCUUCUUCCUCAGGCUCGCGCAGCUCCCGCUCGGGUUCUUCCUCCACUCGCUCCACUGCAAAUAGUGCCUCACGCAGCCAGCGGACGCUGUCGACGGAAGCAGCACCUCAGCCAGGGCUGGCCACCCAAGCAUACAGCCUAGAGCGACCAGAGAGGAGAGGUUCUGAACCAAAGAGAGUCCACCAUGCUACUCUGACUAAAGCAGAAACCACAUCCAGCAUGAUCCCCAGCUAAAGUCGAGCCUCCCAAACUAUUUGUGAAACAGGCUGCUCAGCCAUAUCUUGAACAGUACCUGAGCCAAUUUUUUUUCCUUCUUCUUUCUUCUUUCUCUCCUUUCCCUCCCCUAGCCCAUCCCUGCCUCCAAGUAAGAUCCUGAUGUUAGCUCCCCAAAUGGUUAAGUGUUAACCAAUGUUUCCUCUAAGACUGUGGAAAACAAGUGACAUUGAUCUAAGCCUGUCAAAUAAGAGGAAGGAUGGCCCCAGCUACCCCCUGAGCUGAUGGGAUAAUGGCAGGAUAAGAUCAACAUGUUUGAGAUAGGACCACCAAAACCAAACACAAAAAAGAGAGCGCACAUUCCACAAGUCCCGAAAACUUAUGGCGCCUUUUCCCUUAAAAACCCGAACCCAUCGGUAGUCUGCGGAGACAGACGACUUUAGGAGGAGAUCAUUCCCCUCUGUCUCCAUAUACCGGUAUAUCUAAUAAAGCUCUUGCUACCCACCUCACCCCUGUCUCAAGAAUUAGCUAUUUGCU